UAAAACCCGAAGCCGAAACCAAUAAAACUGGUUUUCUUUUAAGAAACGAAAACAAGAGAUUUAAUUCCAUUGACCAGUGCGAUUAAGCCAAGAAGGUUCCAGAUCCUUCAGCUUCAGCAGAAUGCAGAGUUACAGAAAUGAACUGAAGAUAAACUGAAAGUUGAAAGGUAGACCUGUCAGAAUUAUUGAAUGUUGAGAUGGGGUUGUAAUUUUUUAUUAAAUACUUAAUAAUUAAACUGUACAUAUACGUUAUUGUCAUAAUGUAGCUCGGAAAACCUACCAUGCAUUAAACUUGGAGUCUCUCGUAGCCUGUCAUAGCGUCCUUUAGUAUAAUUCUUUGAUAACAUCAACAAACAGGAACAUGUUUUCUCUACUAGAGCAGACUAAAGAGGAACGGUAUCAUGUACAUUAUCGUCUAAGUUUCAAGCAAGUUUGCCUCAUAACAGUAUCUUUUCCGUUUUUAGCCCUAAUAUUUUGUUUCAUCACUGCCUACAUCUUUCAAUAUGAUGAUAUACAUGAAACCCAUUGUAGGGUAUUUAAUAUUGUACCCUCAAUUAGUGCUAUCACUGGAAUCAGUCCUCAGAGAUACAUUUGGAGAAUCAGUAUUGCCUUUCACGUAGGACCAAGACUAAUAAUUUCAGCUGUGUAUCGGGCAUAUCAUUUAACUUUAAUAAAUCCUCUUGCUCAAAAAGAAGUUCAACUAAAAGCCCAGUUUUGGCUUAAUGUUGCGUUUUGGUUGAAUGUUAUUGAAACUGGAUCUUUAUGUGGGGUCACAUAUAUUUCCAACAGAGAAAAUUAUGCUAUACAUGAAAAACUAUUCAUAAUCUUUAUGGUGAGUAGCUUGACACACAUGCUAGCAUGUAUACAAGGAAUGAAGGGUGUUGCAGACACAAGAGAUGUGACACAGAACCAACAUUUUAAUAAGUGUCUAUGUCUGAAGCAGAAUCUCUUUAAUGUGUCUAUCUUGAUGACAGUAGGCUUGGUGGGGUUCUUCCUCCAGCAUAGGUUGCUAUGUCACAGAAUGGCUUUCAGUAUGUUUGCAUUAUGUGAGUAUAUCAUAGCACUGGCAAACAUGGCUUUCCAUGUAACAGUGAUACUGGAUUUUCCCACUGAGCAUUUCAUGGUAGCUAAGCAACUGAAUACUCAAGAAGGGGACUUAAAGUCUGCUUCUCUAAAAUUAGACUAAUUGAUUUCCUAAUAUUUAAAAGUAUGAUAGAACCUUUUACCAAGGUCAACGAGUGACCCUAAAAAAUAUAUACAGUUAUAUGAACCAAAGAUAACAUAAAAGUUUUUUUUUCGUGAUUUAUUGAUAAUUUUUAUGAGAGAGUUUAGUAAAAGGUUUUAUUAGAUAGUUAGAAGAAAUUUGUAGAUUUUUCCACAGUUGCUUCCCCAUGUAGACUGAAUUUGAUUGUUAAAGCAAUGUAGGGGCUAAAUAAUUUGUUUAUUUUCAUUUUAUACACAAACAACAUUAGUUUAUUUAAUAAACUAUUGCUAUUGUCAAUUCUAGUCAUCAAUACAAUCUGAAAGCAAUGAAACCAAAAAUUUGACAAAACCUUUUUGAAUUGGUUAAAAAAUUGUAAAAUCACCUUUAAAGCAGAUUUCAAUAUCUUGUUUUUACUGGUUGAAGAAGGUGUUGUCCCUCAAGUACAAAACUAUUCUAAAAAUUUAACAAACGAGCUACACACUGAUAUUAUUUCUUGCAAUUAGAUCACAAGCAAGGUUUUUAUAAUUAAAUGUAUAUAUGAGAAGAAAUGAGAUAAGUUACCACACUAAUCAUAUGGUCUUUUGUUUUAAUAUUUGAUAUAUUUUGAAACAGUUGUAAUUAAAAGGAUAAAAACUCAGAUAAAAACUUGUGAUCUGAUAUUAUAUUAUACAAAUGUUGACUACUGCCUCUCAGCAGUAGUACUUCCUACGACUCAGAUGCUUCCUAUUACUUUUAAAUACAUUUCUACACAUCUAAGAUGUCAUGUAACUAAUUUUAAGGCAUUUUAAGGUUUUUAGUAGAAGAUAGUGAUUCUUUAUAUAAGUCAAUUGAUUAAGAAUGUCAAGGAUUCGAAAAUGCUG
Molecule: messenger RNA, 2064 nt
Organism: Diabrotica balteata
Lineage: Eukaryota; Metazoa; Arthropoda; Insecta; Coleoptera; Chrysomelidae
Source: the annotation of a GenBank genome assembly